Molecule: messenger RNA, 1993 nt
Organism: Cuscuta campestris
Lineage: Eukaryota; Viridiplantae; Streptophyta; Magnoliopsida; Solanales; Convolvulaceae
Source: the annotation of a GenBank genome assembly
AGCCGGCCCGGGCGAUGCAACUUGAACACCAAUUCCGCACCACCACGAAGGGUUCUCUCUCCAUCGCUGCUUAUUGUCAAACCCUAAGGAAUCUUGCGGAUUGGUUGGAUGAUGUAGAUGCCACUGUCUCCGAACACAAACGUCGUUUCUUCAAUACCAAAUGCCUCCCCCGACCUUUCUCCAAACACGCUCGGCCCUUCUCUUAAUUGAACAACAACGGGCUGAAUUGAGCGUCGGGAGUGUCACGGGGGAUGGCGGCACGGCGUUCUACGCCGGCAGUGGAGGCCCGAGGCGGCAAGGCAGCGCAGGUGGCGGGCGGUCAGAUUCCAGCGGCGGGGGAGGCUUCGGGCAGCAGCAGGAGUACUCCCGGCACCGUGGCGGUUCAUCUCGGGGUCGUGGUCGCGGUCGUAGCUCCGGAUCGAAUGCACGGAACACCCUCGGGCAGCCCUCCGGACAGUUCACCCACCCAAACCCUAACCCGGGCCUUCUAGGCCCGCGGCCAAACCCCUACCCGCACCCCCAACACCCACAAGCCUACUUCUCUACCCCUCACCCACCCCACGGCCUUACCUUCCCCUACCCCAGCCCCUACCCGACAGCCUCCUNGCCACUCACCACAUCGCCUCGGACCCAGCGCACUGGCAGCGGCCUCUUUCUUCACCAGACACAGUUUGCUCAUGAAAUCCUGGAACGUGCCGACAUGCUCCACUGCAAGCCCAUCUCCACGCCAGUUGACACCAAAGCAAAGCUCUCAGCCACGUCCGGUACACCACUUCCGAACCCCUCCAUAUACAGAUCCAUCGUCGGCGCCUUACAGUAUCUCACUUUCACUCGGCCUGAUCUUACAUAUGCAAUCGAGCAGCUCUGCCUACACCUUCAUGCCCCCCGCAGCACCCAUCUCAUAGCUAUGAAGAGGGUUCUACGCUACAUCCAUGGCACUGCUACUCAUGGCAUCACCCUUCACAGAGUGACUUGGGCCGGUGUGAUAAAAGCCCAGAUUCUCGUCACUUGGCCUGAACGUAAAGUGAUGGUUCUGGACAACGCAAGGACGUGGAGACAUCAAGGAAAUAUGGAUGGUCAGCGGGCGGCUGCAUUAGGCGAUGACAAUCUGCGGCAAGUGACGCUGGCGGUUUCGCGACUUGACGGCCGCUGCUCAACGACGGCUCCAAUUGAGGACGGCGAUACAAUCUAGAUGGCAACAGCUAGCUGUGCGUAGGUCUAACGCGGCGGCUGCGCUCCCCUUCACUGCGGCAGCAAUUCCUCCGCAAUGACAAUGGCUCGCGACCUGUUCUGCCCUCAAUUACCCGCUGCUAAUGCCCGAUCUCGUCGGCGUCGCUCCUCGCAACUGAUUUACCCCUCGACCUAAACGGGACUCCUCAAGCCGGCGGCGGCAACUCGGCGAGCGGUUGGACGACACCUGCUUGCGAUGGAGUAACCCUAGCCAACUCUAGAACUUAAAAGAAAUCAGCCAACUCCACUACAGCAUGCUGAUGACGACGCCCACUGUUGCCAUCGUCGCUGACAGUGACGCCCACAGUCACCGCGUCCGUGCCACUAUCAACAUUUGUUUUGUAACCGUAGUAGUCGAUAAAUCCAACAAACCACGAUGAACUCCAUGCAUUUCAUUCAAAACAAAUAGUGUGAUUUUGUUGAAAACACCACUCGACAAAGUACUCCACUUUGAUGUUGGGAUAGAGGCACUUUCAUCUUAAGGCACGCUACCUCAAACCUCAAAGCUGAAAAAGUAUUUGAGCAAAGGCAAAGCACUCCUCGUAUAUUUUGCUUCUCCGACAUCUUACUGAGUUUCCCCCUCAUCUUUUUGCAAAAAGCCGCUCCACGGUGGUAAAGUCUGAUCUUGUGUGUUGGCCGAAGUGACAAUAGUCACAUUGAACCCUCGAAUAUGUUUGAAGAUCUCGAAAUGAUCUUCCAGUUCCGGGGAGAAUUCGCAAAACUAAUUUGGAACAAACAAAAAUAAGAAAACAGAAAAAAUUAA